Messenger RNA from Piliocolobus tephrosceles (Ugandan red Colobus), 1512 nucleotides. RefSeq names its product F-box protein 27 (gene FBXO27). The record is from RefSeq and is a predicted model, not a curated record. Gene Ontology annotation, biological process: ERAD pathway; SCF-dependent proteasomal ubiquitin-dependent protein catabolic process; glycoprotein catabolic process. The transcript has 6 exons. Gene Ontology annotation, cellular component: cytoplasm; SCF ubiquitin ligase complex. NCBI's taxonomy places the organism in Eukaryota, Metazoa, Chordata, Mammalia, Primates, Cercopithecidae. The coding region runs from base 85 to 936 and encodes 283 amino acids. Gene Ontology annotation, molecular function: ubiquitin protein ligase activity; protein binding.
GUGGGGAGCUUGCAACACAGCUAGGGUAUCCCGGGUAGGAGCGCUGCCAGGCCCUGGGCCACAGCCGGGCCUGGCGGGGGGACCAUGGGCGCCUGGGCCUCCAGGGGCCGGGCCGCCCGGGUCCCCGCGCCGGAGCCGGAACCCGAAGAGGCGCUGGACCUGAGCCAACUGCCCCCGGAGCUGCUUCUGGUGGUGCUGAGCCACGUCCCCCCGCGCACGCUUCUCGGGCGCUGCCGCCAAGUGUGCCGGGGCUGGCGAGCCCUGGUGGACGGCCAGGCCCUGUGGCUGCUGAUCCUGGCCCGCGAUCACGGCGCCACCGGCCGCGCGCUACUGCACCUCGCCCGCAGCUGCCAGUCUCCCGCCCGUAACGCCAGGCCUUGCCCUCUUGGCCGCUUCUGCGCGCGCAGACCCAUCGGACGCAACCUUAUUCGCAACCCCUGCGGCCAAGAAGGCCUCCGAAAGUGGAUGGUGCAGCACGGUGGGGACGGCUGGGUGGUGGAGGAAAACAGGACAACCGUGCCCGGGGCCCCUUCUCAGACGUGCUUCGUGACUUCAUUCAGCUGGUGUCGCAAGAAGCAGGUCUUGGACCUAGAGGAGGAGGGUCUGUGGCCAGAACUGCUGGAUAGUGGCAGGAUUGAGAUUUGUGUCUCUGACUGGUGGGGAGCCCGACACGACAGUGGCUGUAUGUAUAGACUCCUUGUCCAACUUCUAGACGCCAACCAGACUGUUCUAGAUAAAUUCUCUGCUGUGCCUGAUCCCAUCCCACAGUGGAACAACAAUGCCUGCCUUCACGUCACCCACGUGUUCUCCAACAUCAAGAUGGGCGUCCGCUUUGUGUCUUUCGAACACUGGGGCCAGGACACACAGUUCUGGGCUGGCCACUAUGGAGCCCGUGUGACCAACUCCAGUGUGAUCGUGCGAGUCCGUCUGUCCUAGUCCAGGACUAUCCUUCUUGCAAGACAGCCUGACUGUGCCUUCCAGGGCCCGGGACCAUUGGCUGGGACUCCCCAUUAACCAACUGACCACUUGUACCUCCCUGGCAUACUGAGAAUUCCUGGGUCCAAUCAAAGGCCCUGACGGGCCCCGUCUUCAGGUUCUAGAAACUACCAGAAGAAGCUUCUUCCAUCUUAUCUACCUACUGCAGCUGCUGCUUUGGGGGGCCUACUCUACUGAGGGGAACCCACAGAUGAGCCUGGGGGAACGCCCAUCUUGGAGAAGAAUUCUCGCCCUCCUCUCUUUUCUCUUCCCACCCAAAACCCUCCGAUCCAGCCCCAGGCCCCUCUGUCCCAACCCCUCCCCUCCCCGCCAUUGACAUCUUGUCUCCUAUUGUUUCUGCCGUAAGGACUUCUUUGGUCCCUUCAGAGAAGCCCUCUACUCGUCUCUGAACUUAGAGCCUCAUCCUUAGGGCUCAGAAAGUCCUAGCCCUAAGGGUGCGAACCUCACCUCCUGGGGCUUCCGAGCUACAGGGCUGGGACCAGGUCAUGCAGCUGAAAAUCCAUGUUAAAAAAAAAA